AAAUGAUGCCGGUUUACAAGACAACGAGGUUUCUUAAGAAUUGUAUGUUUUUAGCCUAUAUUUUUUACAGAUUAGACAAAGACUGUAAUCUUACUAUAUGGAUUUUGUCAUAUAGGCUGGAUAGCGUAUUGAUUUAUUUCCUAUUCUGGGCAUUUUAUGGUGUCGCCGAAAUCAGGAAAAGAAUUACAUCCGUUUGCUUUAAGAUUAUCACCAGGGCUAAAUGACCAGUAUCUUUGGAUCGUGUUAUUUAAGUGUCCAUGUCCUUCAAAUUAUAGAACCGCACCUCGUGUCAGACUGGUGUCUAUAUAAAUAAAUAAAUAAAUAAAUAAAUAGGAUAGCAUAUAGUCUACAAUUCAUGCUACUGCAGUCUGAUGCCUAAAUGAUUUACAUCUUGACAAUGACACGGUGGGGUGGAACCCAUGUGGGAUGCGGAUUUAAUUAAAUUGUUUUAUUUAAAAAAUGUCGUGUUUCGCUCGUGUCAUCAUUUACACAUUUGAACAUAGUGAACAAUAGUUUCGGCGACUGUUGGUUAAUGAUGCAAUUACGCAUGGCGCAAGCUCUGCGCAAAAUUGUACCGUGCCCAUAGCUACACACGUGUCUUUUGUUUCCAUGAUAAUAUAUUUACAAAAAUAAAGUGUUACAGUAAAACUAUGUUCACUCAUUACAUAGUAACUAGUUGUCAGUGGCCAAUGUUACAUGGCUCUUGGGGGCACAGCCUAUAUUCUAUAACCUACAAAAUUACAAAAGAAUGAAUUCAUUUUCUCGCCAAUAAAUAUACUUGCCUAAAUGGAUACACGUGGUGGAAUAUUACAAAUGCCUUAGAUUUCCAGACCAGAUUUGCCUUUGCGCCAUUGUUAGGAAUGCGAUUUCUGGCUGAAGGUUGGGAGACAGACACAGAUGCCGGUGUGGUAUUUUUCCACUCCUUGUGAUGAGUCAAACCCCACCUCCUGAUGGUCACAUGACCCGAUUUAUGUGUUGCUGGGCUGCGGCUCUCGCCAUGUAUUGAUUAUUCAUCUGCCAGAGGGAAAAAAAUGACUUGCCCUGUUUGAGUAUAGGGAAAGGACUAUAUGUGACGCAUUCAGAAUAAAUGUUAAAUAAAUGUGUUUGCCGUUCUUUGCUCUGCAGGAUGAAAGAAAUCACAAAAACAGAGAUGAGCCGGUUGAACAUCACACCGGACGAAGACAGCUGCGCUAGUUCAAAUAGCAAUGAAUUCAGCAGUUACCAGGAUUGUCCCACCAAGAAAGUCCCCAUUGGCAGUAACCAAUUUGGUGAUGCCAUGGAUGCAGAGAGCCAGAACUUCCUGCCUGAGUACCACUUGGACAAGAAAAAAUAUGCGACAGACUAUGAUCCUGGCUCAGCCUCCUUUGGGAUGUCCGUAUUUAACUUGGGCAACGCCAUCAUGGGGAGUGGCAUCUUAGGUCUGUCCUAUGCCAUGGCCAACACCGGCAUUGGACUGUUUGUGAUUCUUCUGGUGGCUGUGUGUAUUUUCUCCCUCUACUCGGUACAUCUGCUGCUUAAAACUGCCAAUGAAGGAGGCUCUAUGGUGUAUGAGCAGUUGGGCUAUAAAGCAUUUGGGAUGCCAGGGAAGCUGGCUGCAUCUAUUUCAAUCACCAUGCAGAACAUUGGAGCCAUGUCGAGCUACCUUUUCAUUGUGAAGUACGAGCUGCCAAUUGUGAUUCAGUCAUUUACCGGAGAUUCCAAUGGGGAAUGGUAUACCAAUGGAGACUACCUGGUAAUGAUUGUGUCUGUGGCGAUAAUUCUUCCCCUGUCACUGCUGAGGAACUUGGGUUACCUCGGUUACACAAGUGGCUUCUCCCUCCUCUGCAUGGUCUUCUUUUUGAUUGUGGUGAUCUACAAGAAGUUCCAGAUCCCCUGCCCCCUCACCAACGACAUCCUCAACGCAACCAUAAAUGCUACCGUGGCCCAGAUUAAUGCUAACGCUAACGUCACUGACUACAGUGCUGAUACGUGCACUCCAAAAUACUUUGUCUUCAACUCUCAGACCGUGUAUGCUGUGCCAAUCCUGACAUUCGCCUUUGUGUGCCACCCAGCCAUCCUGCCUAUGUAUGAGGAGCUGAAGGAUCGCUCUCGCAGAAAGAUGCAGGGUGUGGCCAAUGUCUCCUUCCUGGGAAUGUUCAUCAUGUACCUGCUGGCUGCUCUCUUUGGAUACCUGACCUUUAAUGUGCAUGUGGAGCCUGAGCUGCUGCACACCUACUCCAAGGUGUACAAGUCUGACGUGGUCCUGCUCAUUGUCCGCCUGGCCGUUCUGACUGCUGUGACGCUGACCGUCCCCGUUGUGCUUUUCCCUAUCCGUACCUCUGUCAACGCUCUGCUGUGCGCCUCCAAGGAGUUCAGCUGGAUACGGCACACCAUCAUCACUGUGAUGCUGCUGGUAUGCGUCAACAUCUUGGUCAUCUUCGUGCCCACCAUCCGUGACAUCUUUGGCUUCAUUGGGGCCUCCGCUGCUGCCAUGCUCAUCUUCAUCCUGCCCUCGGCUUUCUACCUUAAACUGGUCAAGAAGGAGUCCAUGAGGUCUAUGCAGAAGAUUGGGGCGUCCAUCUUCCUGGUCAGUGGCUUCAUCGUCAUGAUUGGUUGCAUGACUCUCAUCAUCCUGGACUGGAUCUCCCGAGCCACUUCCACUGAGGCAGUUGAUGAUGGCCACUAGGAGGCGGUGUUUUUGGAAGGGUAGAAGCACUUCACAUACACCUGCUUGGAGCACAAGGUCGGCACCAACCGCUCAGCCCCUUCAUGUGGAUAAAAAACAAAAGAUCCGACUGCUAAAAACUGCUAUGGUAAGGAAGACGCUGAAGAGGAAGAUGAUGAAGAAUAGUGUUGCUCUCAUAUGACAGCACAGAGCAGAAAAACUAUACCAUUCUGAAAGAAUGUCCUGAACUUUGUACAGUAUGCUGUUAGGCCACAAAGUUGGCAUUAUGACUUUUUUUUUCUUAUGUUUAUGUGCUUUUUUGUUAUUAUUUUCAUUUUUGUUUUAUUGUUUUUGUGUUUGAUGUUUUUGCUUUAUUUUGUUGUUGUCUUUUUUUUUUUUUAAGUAGUACUGGUACGGUUUUAUCUAUCUGAUGGUGCCUCACUCAAAGAUUGUAGUCAACUUUUUUAGACAUUGCAGCUCACAUUCAGGUGAUUAUCUGAAUGUGGGCCUUUUUUGUCUUCGAUGUUCUGGAUUGGCUUUGAGUUGGAUAACGUAACCAAAGCCAGGGUGAGCCUGGCACUCAAAAGAGGCAACAGCAUUGAAUGCAGACCGCACACUCUAUUCAAGGCAAAACAAGAGAAUUUGUCAUCUUUUUUUACGGUUGCCAAAAAUAUUUCUUACUGGUGUUUGUGUAUUUAAAAAACACUUAGUAUUCAGCACACAUGUGAAAGUCUGUCGGUGCACAAAUUGCUAGACAAGAUGAACAGUAUUUGUUACAAAGUCUUUGGCCUUGUUGACCAACUUUACUUGUAAAUUACUCCAAUAAUGAAAUGAACAAGAAACUGCUUAUUCAUAGUUGCUCACUGGAAGCUGGGUGUGAAAUAGCCAGUGAUUUUUCUUUUAUUAAAUAACUAUCACUAUGUAACCUUAUCCAUGAAUCGGGCAGAAAAAAACUAGUUUAAGACUGGACACGUUUGCUGUUAGAUCUCCCACCAAGUGUGGAGCACUACAUUUAGUUUCUUUAAGGAACAGUGAAUCUUUAAAGAAAUAUAAUUUUUUUUAUUGUUUAAGCCACAUGCUGUGGUUGUAAUGUACCUGUAUAACUUGCAAAGAAGAAAAAAAAACUGUGCUUUUUUUUUAACUGUAAAACCGCACAUAACCAAAAGGAGGGUACGUUAUACUGGCUUCCAUGAGGGGCUGUAUCCGUGCAAUUGAAGGUUCACCGCAAGUUUGUCACCAUUGCAGUGUUUAUUGUUGGCAGCUUCUCAAUGUGGAACACUCAAAUGGAGAGAGAGAAAAAACCCGAAAGGAGCUUAAUGAGAACACGUCAUGUCUGCUUGUCACCUUGUUGUCUGCCGCUUGUGCCCAGAAAUGUCAUUUUUGCAGGCACAUCGGGAGAGGCAUUUCACUGUGCUUCCAGUUGCUAACCUCAAACGACAAAUGUCAUCCAAAAUGUUACUGUCCAGCAUUAUUUAUGAGAGAACAUCAAUGUAAUUUAAUCUAUUUUACUAUAUUUAUAUAAUGUAAAUAUGUGUAUAUAUGUUUUAUUUUGUUUGAGCUUUUUUUUUUCAUUUAAGUGGCAGUUGAAGACUUUUGAGAGCUGUCAGAACAUGUCACAGUAGUCUUGUCAUAAAUUAACAUGCCCUCUUACUGGUACAGAACAAUGCCGUGGCUGUCCUCCACUCUCCUGUCCCCUCUGCUGCCACCACUAGCUCUAACUGUGCUACUGUAAUUCUUAACUGAAUCCUACUUUAAAGUCAAUGAACGUGGUUUACAUCAGUCAGUUGGUGUGCUCUUUGGAGCACACUAUGGGUUGACCCAGCACACUUUAUUCACUGUUAAAAAUGCUGUACUCCUUUGGAAGGGCCUGCGAGAGUUUUGAAAGAUAUCAUGACCAUGUAAAGGAGAGGGCAUCCCUACAAGUGCUACACUCUUGUUUCAAUGAAACACUAUGUAUAUCCUGUAAACAUUAAAAGACAAACAUAACCAAAA
This is a messenger RNA of Clupea harengus (Atlantic herring), 4636 nucleotides long. It is a transcript of the gene slc38a2, whose product is annotated as solute carrier family 38 member 2. Gene Ontology annotation, biological process: L-glutamine transport; amino acid transmembrane transport. The record is from RefSeq and is a predicted model, not a curated record. Gene Ontology annotation, cellular component: plasma membrane. Gene Ontology annotation, molecular function: L-glutamine transmembrane transporter activity. NCBI's taxonomy places the organism in Eukaryota, Metazoa, Chordata, Actinopteri, Clupeiformes, Clupeidae.